GAAUCAUUAUCGUGCCUCGUCGACAUAUUUUCUUAUUUUCUGAUGUUCGUCGGUCUCGGCCGUAAAGUGAAGUGAAGAAAUCUAAGGAUUACAAUGUAUUCAAUAUGAACUGAUUUAAUUAAAGAAAUAAAAGAAUGACAAAUUGAAGUGAAAAUCAAAACGCUACGUAAAUAAAUAUGGAUGUGGAUAAUGACAAUUUUUACGAUGAAAUUGCAUCGUUUAUGCCCCAACCUGGCGACUACAGCCUCGAUGAUUUGGAUGAAAUUAUACGCUCUACCGAUUCUCAUCUAGAUGCCUCUCUUGAUUUGAAUGCGUUCAACAAACCAUUAAAUGAAAAUGGUGACUUCGAUAUGGGCGAUGCGGACAUGGGUUCCAAUAGCAAGGAGCAGCAACAGCAGCAGCAUGAUCAUGAAUUUCAAUUCAAUUUUUCGGCAUUUCCCUCUCCAGCUACAUCAAAUUUAUCGUCCGGGGAUUAUGGUUCACCAUUUGACACUCCUGCACGUACAUCCUCCACAUCAUCGGUAGAUGGUGAUCACUUUAAUCCCGAUGACUUUAUCAAUUUCCUAAAUGAUGAGGAUUCGAAAUGCGAUGAUUUGACACAUGACACAAUACGCAAAUUAAAUGAACAUAAUUCACGUAAUACACCCUCACCAACGGGCAGCUGCACAAGUUCAAGUGGCAGCUCCACCAGCGGUAUUCAGAGUGAUGUGUCGUCGGUCAUUUCUAUGUCUCAACAUUCGGGAAAUAGCAUUCUAACAUCUGAAACAGACCACGAUGAUCUCUCGGAAUUUAUAAAGUUUAAGAAUGAGAAAUCUGAUGAAUAUAAUGGCUUUGAAGUGGAGGAGUUUAAUGUUACUUCUCCUCGAAGCGAGGGAACAUUUGUUGUUCCCCCAUCGCCUGCUGCGAACAAUGAUGACGCACGAUCAAAUACAACUUUUUUACCCGUAACCCUGCCGAUUAUAACUGCAACUACCGUGCAACCAGUUAAUAUUGUGCAAGGCACUAUUAUUCCUGUACAAACUGUCCCCUUGACUAAUGUUACACCUGCCAAUGUCAAUGUCAAGGUUCCUGCAAAGCCAAUUGUGGUACCACCUCAGCCCUUGAAAGUGGUUUCUAAUGCCGUAGGCAAUACUAAGUUAAACGCUCCUGCAACUCCAAAACCCAAAACCAUAUUUCUUUCCUCGAAUGAUUUUAAGGCCUUAAUGCAAAAAGUGAACACUACAAAUGGUGGGGCAGCUAGCAAGAAAACUCCAAUAACCAAUAGCCCAACACCGAAGAUUAUUAUGAAAACUGCAAGUGGAAAAUUCAUAACAGCUAGUAAAAUUGGACCAUCGACUACAACGCAGGUAUUACCACCAACUUCGGCAUCGAAUAGUUCGCAAACUUCUGGACCAUUAGCAACGAAAUUUGUAAAAACAACAACCGCAACUAACCCAGCAAUGGGUAAGCACAAUCCUUCUAAAGGUAUGACCUCAAGUGGUCGAUCGGCAGCAGCUAUGGCCGCCGCACGUGCUUCUCUAUCCCUCGCCCAUUCGAAGGUCUCUCGUUCGGAGUUAAGUGCAAUACGUGCUUUAGGCGAUGAAAAACUGAUUAAGAAACAAUUGCGAAUGUUGAAAAAUCGGGAAUCUGCUUCCUUGUCGCGUAAAAAGAAGAAGGAGUACGUCGAACGUUUGGAAAAUCACAUUAGCAAUUUGGAGAAGGAAAACUAUUCAUUGAAGGGGGAAAAUUCAUCACUACGUUCACAGCUAAUGGCCUUUGCCCAAUCUUGCAACUGCAAACAUGGAAAUGUUAGUGAAUUCAUAUUGAACACAUUGAAUUUGAACGAUAAACAAGUUGGUGAUGGUGCUACGACAGUAUUAAAUGCGAUAGAUACAUCCUUUUUGCUAGAUAAUUCCGCGGAAUGUAGGAAUUCAGCGGCAGCAGCAGGACGAACAGGAUCAAGCACACAUCAUGUUAAAAUAGCACCGAAACCACUGAAUGCCAGUUCAUCCAUUAAUAAGGGUUUCAAGCAACGCAUGACUGCCGCUACUGUAAAAAAGAAUGUGGCCGUGCUAUUUGCUAUGGCCUUUAUGGUAACCUUAAAUGUGGGAAAUUUCCAAAGCUACUUGAAUAAGUCGGCAUUAGAAAAUGCCAUGGAAGCGAGUGCGGCUGGUGCUGCCGUCAAUGCAAACGAAGCCGAUGCUGAUGUAGUGAAGACGGGCAGACGUUUGCUGUGGGUGCCGAACGAGCAUGAGUUUCACGAAAAACACAAUCGCAGCAAGCGAGAGGCUGAAUUCGCAAAUAUGCCUCCACCACCGCUACACUUUUUGCGACCGAUAAAUCGUACAAACGCAACGGCAGACAAAUUGAAUGGGACUACGACUAAGGAUGAGCCACCUAUAAAGACUAUGAAAUAUGGACCCACAGCUUUUGGAAAUGGAACAAAUUGUGCUCAGGAAAAUAUGCGAUUGGCUAGGAAUUUACACAAAUGGAUUGGAGGCAAUGAUUAUUUGAAUCUGACGGGAUCGGACAAUGACUACGACAUGGCAGCAACGUUUAAUUUUGGUGCUCAACGAGAUCACAUGGACUAUGGCAUUGGCAUGAAACAGAAAAGGAAAAUAUUUUUGGAUUCUAAUGAGGCCAGUGAGGGAAUUCGUGCGACACCAGGCAAACAGAAGAAGUAUGACUUGGAAGCGGGCGAAGAUAAUUCUUUGGAGCUAUUCAAACCCAGUAUAAGUGAUGAGUAUUUGAGACUAUUCAAAGGUAUAAAACGGCAAGAUGACACUUUUUAUGUAUUGUCAUUCAACAUGGAUCACCUGCUGUUGCCAGCUUCUUCGUACAACAAAAGUUCGCGUCCAAAAAUGUCGUUAAUGUUGCCAGCUGGGGACCCCUCGUUAAAUGGCGAUAUUGUGCUCAUGCAAAUUGAUUGUGAGGUACUGAAUACCACAGAAUUGGAAAUUAAAUCGCACAUAAUACCGGAAAAACUAAGACCAAUCAAAUACGGACCGAACGUGCGAGUCCAUCCCAACGAUGUAGCAAAUAAUGAGACUAAAAAGAAUCAAGAAGCUAACGCCAAGGCAGGUGAGGGCGUACAUGUGAAGCGACAGGAGGAGGUUAAAGAGAGACCAACAGCACCAAGAACCUAUUUCAUGAUGGGCCCAAAAAAUCAGCCUUCCCCGGCAGCAAAAAUCGGCGGCGAUGAAACCACUCCGGGAGUAAAGAAGCGACCGACUAUUGUAAAAUUUAACGCAAAUGAUAGUAUCAUUGGCAGUGGAGUUUUAAAUGUGCGCAAUUCCACAUUAUUCACUCGCAUGAAGGAGACAAUUGUAAAUGGGGCAAACAAUGGCAUUGUGGCCGCAACUGUGCCCGAGGUUAGGAAGAUAAUAUAAGUUUUUGUUUUGCUGUGUCAUUGUUACUUUUCUGUUCGGCGUUUUCAGGUUAUACCAAAAGAUAUACUUUUUCACCAGCAAUUUUAACGAUUUUAAAGCAAUAGUGUAACAAUUUAUUUACUACACUUAGAUCUCACACAAAAGACAAACCACUAAGAAAUCCAUUAAAUAUUUAAAAAAAAAUAUUUUUUUUAUUAAUCCAAGGCAAUCAUCGAAGAAAAGUGGAAUAGAAAAGUAACAAUACCUUAAAAAAAUAACUCCUAUUGGAAUUCUAUACUUAAGUUUCACUUCCUCAGUUUCCAGCAAGUGAGACUUGUUUGUAAUUAUUGAACAUUUCUUUUUGUGUGGUUAUUCAUUUAAUCGCCUUCUUGGGUAAUCCAACAUUGGCUCAAUACUGAUAUAGGGUUUAAUAUAUAUGAGUUACUAUUUUAUAGAUAGUAUGGUACCAAUCACAACAACAAUGGCAGUUGUUGGUUUUUUAUAUAGAUAUACAUAUAAUUAAGUCAAUAAGCUAUAUAUAAUUACACAUAUACACUAAUUAUGUUAAUUUUAAGCAUUUACUACUUUUCAAUGCUAAGUAAUUUGUUUUUUGACUGUUUAAUAAAAACAUUACAAUUAAAAAAUUUAAAUCUUUUUUAUUAUUAUUUUGUGUGUUUCAACUGUAUUCUUAGUUAUAGAUUUGCUAUAAUAUGAACUUUUAAAUGUUUUCAUGUUCAAUGUUGACUUUAUUAUUUACUUUUUGCAAUAUUAUUUCUGUUUGUGCAAUCGUAUCGGUUUAACAAUAUCAUAUAUCGAUGUAUGAUAAAUAACCAUCUAUUAGUUAUAAAAUAACUUAUACAAUUUAUUAUU
Stomoxys calcitrans (stable fly) is the source of this 4217-nucleotide messenger RNA. RefSeq lists its product as uncharacterized. The transcript has 3 exons. The coding region runs from base 177 to 3368 and encodes 1063 amino acids. Gene Ontology annotation, biological process: regulation of transcription by RNA polymerase II; endoplasmic reticulum unfolded protein response. Gene Ontology annotation, molecular function: DNA-binding transcription factor activity, RNA polymerase II-specific; RNA polymerase II cis-regulatory region sequence-specific DNA binding. Lineage: Eukaryota; Metazoa; Arthropoda; Insecta; Diptera; Muscidae. Gene Ontology annotation, cellular component: nucleus. The record is from RefSeq and is a predicted model, not a curated record.